Molecule: messenger RNA, 1256 nt
Organism: Lolium perenne
Lineage: Eukaryota; Viridiplantae; Streptophyta; Magnoliopsida; Poales; Poaceae
Product: aldo-keto reductase family 4 member C10
Molecular function (GO): oxidoreductase activity
Source: RefSeq, a predicted model, not a curated record
GGGUGAGCCGAUGCUUAAGCAUCCAUCGAUUGGCUUCUCUUGCAAGCGUCGAAGCAGAUACCUUUUGGACUUAAGCGUUGGCCAUGGCCCGUCACUUCGUUCUCAAUACCGGCGCCAAGAUCCCGUCGGUCGGCCUCGGCACCUGGCAGGCCGAGCCCGGCGUCGUCGGCGACGCCAUCUACCUCGCCGUCAAGGCUGGCUAUCGGCACAUCGAUUGCGCUCAAAUCUACGGGAAUGAAAAGGAGAUUGGGUUCGCUCUGAAGAAGGUUUUUGACGAGGGCAUAGUCAGUCGGAAAGAUCUUUUCAUCACCUCCAAGCUAUGGAACUCUAGCCACGCGCCUGAGGACGUCCCGGUUGCACUGGACAUCACACUCCAAGACCUGCAAACGGACUACGUGGAUCUCUACCUUGUACACUGGCCUAUACGGCUGAAGAAAGGCUCCCGCUUCGGCCCAGAAAACGUUAUCCCGUCCGACAUACCGGCGACGUGGGCGGCGAUGGAGAGCCUCUACGACUCCGGCAAGGCCCGAGCCAUCGGCGUCAGCAACUUCUCCACCACGAAGCUGGAGGACCUGCUCGCCAUCGCGCGCGUGCCGCCGGCCGCGAACCAGGUGGAGUGCCACCCCGUCUGGCAGCAGGCCAAGCUCCGGGACCUCUGCUCCUCCAAAGGGAUACACCUCUCGGCCUAUUCGCCGUUGGGCUCGCCGGCGAUGUUCAAGGCGGGCAACGUGCUGCAGCACCCGGUGGUGGUGUCGACGGCGGAGAAGCUGGGGAAGACGCCGGCGCAGGUGGCGCUGCGGUGGGGGAUCCAAACGGGGUACAGCGUGCUCCCAAAGAGCACCAACGAGGAGAGGAUCAGGGCCAACCUCGACAUCUACGACUGGUCCAUCCCCAGCGACCUCUUCGCCAGCUUCUCUGAAAUCGAACAGGUGAAGCUGGUCCGAGGGGCGUUCUGGACACACCCGGAAGGCUUGCUCAAAUCCGUCGAAGAGGUUUGGGAUGGGGAAAUAGUCUAAACUACUUCGUCUGGGAAGUGUGUGACCUGACUGUACCUUGGCUAGACGCAUACACCAGAACGUUGCUAGGGCACAGAAUAACGAGUGUGUUCUCGGUGCACUGCUGGUCUGCUGCCCUUCCUCCAUUUUAGGCAGUCGAGUGAGCUUGAGCUUCACCGCUGUCACAAUGUAGUAAUUUGCAAAAGUGACUUAGUUAAGUCCUGAAUCACUAUUCUAAGGUGGACACGUGGCUCGUUUCAA